AUGGCCUCCUCCAACAUCAGCGACGAAUACGAUGCCCUAGAGGUGAUCGGAAAGGGCUCAUUUGGAACGGUACGAAAGGUUCGCCAGCGCUCCGACGGCCAGCUCUUAGUCCGCAAGGAGAUUGAGUACACCUCCAUGAACGUACAUGAACGCAACCAGUUGAUCCUGGAGCUCCGAAUCUUGCGGGAGCUUAACCAUCCCAACAUCGUCAAGUACUACCGUCACGACCAUAUCGUCGAGAGCAAGUGCAUUCACAUCUACAUGGAGUUCUGUGACGGAGGUGACUUGGCUCAGGUCAUCACCAACUUCCGCAAAAAUAAGGAACAAGUCCCCGAAGAGUUUAUCUGGCAGGUCCUAGUACAAACCCUCUUAGCAUUGCACCGGUGCCACUACGGCAUCGACGCCAAAAAAGUCAAUCUUUUCUCCAGCACCUCCAAGGACGAGCCUCCGAUCGACUCGGAGACCGUGGUGAUCCACAGAGACAUCAAGCCUGACAAUAUCUUCAUGCUCAACGACGGAAAGUCCAUCAAACUUGGCGAUUUCGGAUUGGCCAAAAUGUUGACGUCCCAGAACGACUUCGCGAAAACUUACGUGGGGACUCCGUACUACAUGUCGCCAGAAGUAUUGGUGGAUAAUCCGUACUCGCCAGUGUGUGACAUUUGGUCGUUGGGGUGUGUGUUGUACGAGCUCUGCACGCUCCAGCCGCCGUUCCAGGCCAAGACCCACCUCCAGCUCCAGGCCAAGAUCAAGCGAGGAGUGAUUCCUGAGUUGCCGGACACCUACUCCAACCAGCUCUGUAACAUUAUCCGUGAGUGCAUCACGGUGGACGUAAAUCUCAGACCAUCGUGCUACGAGUUGUUGGAGACCCUUUCUAUCAGGUUUUUGCGCAAGGAAAUGGAGCUCAAGGAAAUCAGUGCCAACCUCAACGAGUUCCAGAAACAGUUGUUGACCAAGAACGACGAGUUGAAGAAGAAGGAGAACUACCUCAACACCUUGGACCGCAAGGUGUUGCGCCAGCGAGAGGAGCUACAAGAAGAAUACAAUAAUAUCCAGAAAAAGUGCAACGCCCAAAAAAAGCAGUUGGAGGACGAGUUGGUGGAGGAAUUCGAGUUGCGAAAACGCGCCAUGGACUUGGAGGCCAAGGAGGUCCGGUUGGGGUACCAGCGUGAGUUCAAGAUGGUGGUGGAACAAGAAGUCCAGCAGCGUUUGAAGGAGUAUUUGAACAAGCAGCUGAUGGACAUCCACCGGAAAAAGUCCGACCCCACCCCUCCUAAAGCUGCAUCCACGCCCCCACCCCCCAUGGGGGUGGCAACCCCCCAAGCACGCACCUUUCUACAUGAAGCGCCCAAGCCGCGAGGGCCGCGUGAGUUGGUGGAAGAGCCGUUGCGGCGGUCGCCGCUCAAGACCCGCAACGACGACUUCGAGUACUUCAAGGCGUCGCCAACCAGAGGCGUGAACAACUACAAGAAACGGGUAACGGACGAGCUCGAACGGUUGAGCUUGGAAAAGAGACACAUUCCUGAGUAUGAGGAGGUGUAUAUGCGCAAGCACCGGCAUGCGCCGUAG
Messenger RNA from Suhomyces tanzawaensis NRRL Y-17324, 1566 nucleotides. RefSeq names its product serine/threonine protein kinase (gene KIN3). Gene Ontology annotation, molecular function: protein kinase activity; ATP binding. NCBI's taxonomy places the organism in Eukaryota, Fungi, Ascomycota, Pichiomycetes, Serinales, Debaryomycetaceae. The record is from RefSeq and is a predicted model, not a curated record. Gene Ontology annotation, biological process: protein phosphorylation; chromosome segregation. The transcript has a single exon. Gene Ontology annotation, cellular component: nucleus; centrosome; cytoplasm. The coding region runs from base 1 to 1566 and encodes 521 amino acids.